Vollenhovia emeryi is the source of this 3927-nucleotide messenger RNA. RefSeq lists its product as uncharacterized. Lineage: Eukaryota; Metazoa; Arthropoda; Insecta; Hymenoptera; Formicidae. The transcript is spliced from 3 exons. The record is from RefSeq and is a predicted model, not a curated record. The coding region runs from base 207 to 2726 and encodes 839 amino acids.
CAAGCACGAUCACGUCACAUGCACGUCACAUGUUAUUCGUAAUCGCGCUCGUGUCGUUGUGGGUUGAAUUUGCGCGGUUUUUCACCAUGUGAAAUGGUGCGAGCGAGAGGCUCUAUAUAAUCUCGAGCAUUCUUGAGUGGCUUUGAGUUACAGAUACAGUAAGACAAGUAAUUUUUGGUUCGUUUAAGACACGCUUCUCCACAAACAUGGCCAAGAGAAAGAGUUUGAUUCGAAAGCGGGGCUCCAGCCGAAGAAGCUCCACCGGUUCCGGAUUUCUCGACCCUGACACAAACAUCGUCGGUGAAGAACGAAACUUUUGGUGGGACGACUUGCAGGAAGACACGCCACGGCAUUCCAUGAUUUUCGGUGUAAACGAGACGGACAGGCAGCUGAGCACCGGCUCGAGGCUGGUACUUUCUGAUUCGAGUUCGCGGGAAUGGUGGAAGAACUUGUCCCCUGAGAGCGAGCAAACUGCUUCACCCAACCCGAGAUUGAAACGCAAUCUCAGUGCAGAGAUAGUUAAAAAAGGUGUAAUCAAAACUUCGACGUCCGAGUCGGAAAAAGAGGUCUCCAUAAAAAAGCGUAAGGUUCAACUGAAAAUGAAUAGUAGGAAGAGUACUGGCAAUGCCUUUUCGACAGCUUUGAACGAUACCGACGUAACAAUUCCAAAUUCACGGAAGAAACGAGCGAACCAUUCUGACUCCCACAGCAACAGAGAAGUCUUACAGGAGAAAUUGCAGGAGGACGAAGAGGACAAUAAUUUGAGUUUGACUGGGCACGUUUUAAAAUCAAAGCCAAGUAUUUCUCGCAGGAGGAGAGGUGACAGUACAAAAGAUCAGAAUCCCUUUCAGGAUGUACUGACUCAAGAUAGUGCUUUGAGUCACAGCGCCACAAGGAAAUCGGUCGCGCUCGAGAAGGAAUCCUCGAGGCAUUCGAUACACCAAAAUAUUAAUGCAAGUAAAGAUCUGACUGACGAUCGAAGUAAAGAGGUCUCCAUAAAAAAGCGUAAGGUUCAACUGAAAAUGAAUAGUAGGAAGAGUACUGGCAAUGCCUUUUCGACAGCUUUGAACGAUACCGACGUAACAAUUCCAAAUUCACGGAAGAAACGAGCGAACCAUUCUGACUCCCACAGCAACAGAGAAGUCUUGCAGGAGAAAUUGCAGGAGGACGAAGAGGACAAUAAUUUGAGUUUGACUGGGCACGUUUUAAAAUCAAAGCCAAGUAUUUCUCGCAGGAGGAGAGGUGACAGUACAAAAGAUCAGAAUCCCUUUCAGGAUGUACUGUCUCAAGAUAGUGCUUUGAGUCACAGCGCCACAAGGAAAUCGGUCGCGCUUGAGAAGGAAUCGUCGAGGCAUUCGAUACACCGAAAUAUUAAUGCAAGUAAAGAUCUGACUGACGAUCGAAGUAAAUUGGUGAGAACGCUUCAAGCAACGCCAGAGAAGGGUGAUUCCUCGAAUUUAUUAACUUCGAACGUCGAGAACGCGGCGCUUGAAAGUAACGCUGAAGAGAUUGAUCAGAGCAGCGAUGAAAGCGAAAAAUAUGAGAAACUUAAAUCCCGUUUUAUGCAGCGCGCGCGGAAGAGCAUAGGAAGAAAUGCCUUUGCAGAUGCUUUAGUUGACGCAAAUGUAUCUACCUUUGAUCCGAAUAGGGAAAACGAUGUGCAAAAGUCUCCAUUAAUGCAACAAGCUUCGCCCUUGUCAAGAAGAGCUGUCAGCAGAUCUAAGACUAAGAUCGACGCAGCGCACGAAAAUUCACCGAUUCGUAAAAGUCCAAGAGUGUCUCAAAGUACGACUAAGAAGCAAUCAUUAAACGUACCAUCCCAAGCCAAAGAUAUAACUGAAGCAACAUCAAGCAGUACGUUGAUGUCAGAUAAUGAUGAAUUCCGCAGGAAGAAGUCUGUAUUUUUAAAGCCAAAAUCAAGAAUAAUUACAAGUUCAACAAGUUCCAACGAUAAAGUUCUCGCGAUAACAUCAAGCGACGACGAACAUGUAUCUAAGAGAUUUCAUGUGUCUUCGAAACAUAAAAGUAAGCUAAAUUCACCCAAGACACGAGAAACAUCGAUAAGAAAGAUCGAUGAUUUUUUCAAAGUAAAGCGAGCUUCGACAAGGAUGAAUAAAUCAAAUGAAUGCACGUUGCAGUCGCAAAUCUUUAAUGAGAAGAUGGAGAAGGUCAAGGCGAAGUUGGAAAUAAUAAAGAAUCGCGAGAUGGCUGCAAUGAAAAUCGCCAAAGAGUCAGCGUUAAAGGCGCAGCAUGCGAAAUCUGUUGCGCUCAGACAAGCUGUGAAGAAGCCGCCCGCGAAACCUACGAAAGCAGUGCACAAGGCAUUCCUAGUAAAUGGCAAGCCGUAUAAAGUACCGAAGCUUCCUCGUCCGAAGUAUUGGGCCACAGAUCGUCUUUAUAGAUUCCUGUGGCGGCGUAUGGAGCCGAAGUACAAAUUGGCGACGAGGGUCAAGUCCGAGAAAUUCGUACAACAAUUAGCAGAGAUAGUCUCUGUUAUUGAGCGCCGUAAGAAAUAUGAAAAUUAUGAGGUCGAAUUGGAGGCUCUGUUGAAAGAAAUGAGUCGCUUGAAUAUUAUUACUACUCGUAGUGAUUUUCAUCAUUUCUGUCAGGACUUUAUGCCAUACGAGUUUCGCGUUAAAGUCGUGCCUAUGAUACUGCCUGGUAAUAAAAUGAAUAUACCUUUCGAUCCAGAAAAACUACACGUUCCUAUACUCGGUACCGAAUGAUUAACGCAAUUGAACAUAUGAAAACAAAGCAAAUGCGAUAGAAUAUUUUGACUACUCUUUCAGCUAUGUUUUCAAUUGUCGUUACACAUAUAUAACACGUUAUGAAUUUCUCUAUGAAAACUUAUAUUUAUAAUGUUAGCAAACGUAUGAUAGAUAAUGUAUUUUUGAUAAAUGCGAGUUAAAAGAAAUAUGUUUUCAAUUGUCGUUACACAUAUAUAACACGUUUGAUGGAUAAUGUAUUUUUGAUAAAUGCGAGUUAAAAGAAAUAUGGGAGGUAUUGUUUACUACAUACUUUAUAAAAAAUGGAACAUUGCACAUACCGAUAAGUAUAGUGUUAUAUAUAAACUUGUAAAAGGAAAAUGUUUUUCAGAUAUUAAAAUAUUACAAUUUGGAAAAUUUCAAGAAUUAAUCUCUAUUUCACUUUUUUUAUAAGCAUUUAACGAAACUGAAGUAAUCGAGGAUCGGAGACAGAUAUUUGUACGACUACGUGUAAAAAAAAUAUGGUAAUUGUUAAGAAUAGCUACCUCACAUUCCAUUCGUGAAAUGUCACGCAAAUAGCUACCGCAUCAGUAGCCUAAUGCACUCGAAGAAUUCAUCGUUUCUCAGGAAUUUCCGUAUGUCCCGUCGUACAAGCUUGACCUAGUGCACUGGAUAUCAAUCGGCCACAAAUUUCUUUCGUUCUGCAUUACAUCCAAGACAUAAAAAUUACAUUAACACGUUAAAACUUGAGCGCAAAGUUGCAAUUUAUGUUUUAACAUAUACCUACAUUUUGCAAAAUGUUAUAGGACGAGUUAUUCUUCUUACGACAGGGAUUUGAUAUAAAAUAGGACGGGGAUGAGCGGGAGCGCAAAGAGAAAAUGUCGACAUGCGUAGAAAGACAUUGCUCAUUAUUGUUUUGUCAUUAGAAACAUUAUCUGAUUAAACUUACACAGUAACUUACACGCAUAGAUGUACAUACAUAUGUAUACAAUGAUGAGAGUAUAUGUGUUGUACCUAUAUUUAAAAUCGCAACAACCAUUAUGCUAUUUCACAUUGCGAUAAAUUUCAAGUGCAGCGUCUACUUCGUAUCGUUAUUAAUAAAAUCUUCGACGGGUGAAAAACGCUUUUAUUUAUAAUUUACGUAUUAAAGUGCGCAGUCAGUUUAUGGACGUGAAAGUGAAAAAUCUUCUUGGAAAUGUGAAAUACAACGUGUGAAAAAGUA